This is a messenger RNA of Dermochelys coriacea (leatherback sea turtle), 2522 nucleotides long. RefSeq names its product ras-related and estrogen-regulated growth inhibitor-like protein. The coding region runs from base 37 to 702 and encodes 221 amino acids. The transcript is spliced from 4 exons. Lineage: Eukaryota; Metazoa; Chordata; Testudines; Dermochelyidae. The record is from RefSeq and is a predicted model, not a curated record. Gene Ontology annotation, molecular function: GTPase activity; GTP binding.
CAGCAGCGCCCGGCCCGGACCCCGAGCGCGCCCCAAAUGGUCGUUCAGCUCCGCACGGCGCCCCAGCAGCCCGGCGGGAUGUCCGAGGGGAGCCAGCCCAAAGUGGAAGCCAAUAUCCUGGUGCUGGGAGCGGAGAAAGUGGGGAAAUCCGCUCUGACAGUCCGAUUCCUCACCCGGAGGUUUAUUGGUGAAUACGGGGAUAUUGAAUCCAUUUACACGCACAACGUGAUGGUUGGAGGCAGAGACGUUUGCUUCAGCAUCUGGGACUCCACCUGCCCCCAGGCCGCCGAGCUCCAGGGCUGGGUGAGCGAGAAGCAGCUGCGCUGGGCGGACGGCUUCGUCGUGGUCUACAGCAUCUGCGACCGCUCCAGUUUCCACCUGGCCCGCCAGCAGCUCCAGCGCAUCCGGCAGCUGAAGAGACGGGGCAGUUCCGAGAAAGCGCCCAUCAUCCUGGUGGGCAACAAGCGGGACCUGCAGCACCGGCGGGCUGUCUCCAGCGAGGAAGGGCGGCUCCUGGCCCUCUCCACGAACUCAGGCUUCUUCGAGAUCUCGGCCGCCGAGACGUACCACGGCGCCCUGGUGGUCUUCCACGAGCUCCUCGACCUGGUGCGGGACUCCAGGAGCUCUGGCAAGAAGGCUGUGGGCAUCCGCAGCAUCGUCCGCAGCAUGUCAGCCGUCUUUGGGAGGAGGAGGACAGAAUGAGCGAGGAAGGGUCCCGUGAGGAUAGCUCAGAUCCUGGGGGCAACGGAGCGUAGCCGAAGCACGCGCCAGUGGCUUGGGUGUCACCAGUUCCUCAGCGUGGCAUGGAGCACCGGAUGAGCCCUUUGACGAGGGUACAUGGCGAGAGCCAUGGGGAAGCAGUUCUCUGUGUGUGCCCCCAGCCUUCUCUGGUGGGAGCUCUGACUGGGGUCUGUGAUAUAAUCGGGGUGGUAAUUACAUUCCGCCUCCCUACCUGUGCCCGCUGGCAGCUUCUGCUGGGCAUUCUCCACAUGCCCCUUCCUAAAAAUUGUGACCGAGUGGCUAUUAAAGAGCGGCUGCGCUCCGCCCCAGAUGUGGGUGUAUUUCGCGGGGAGGGUAAACGAGCUAUGUUUACAGUGAAUCAGGUUUGUCAAGUGGACUUUGGGUGCCCAAUUCUCCCCUGACACCUGUGCUUUGUGGAAGCAUUCACACCUGUGCCAAGUGAGCAUGUAACAUUAGCAACGCCGAAAGGCAGCAUUUUACGGGCACUUUGACUCCAGAGGGCCAAAAUCCCUGCUGGAGGAAAUUUGCACUGCUCCAUGGAACUGCACCAAAUUUGGAACACAAGGCACAAGGAAGCAGAGAAUCUGUCACCCAGAUCCCAUAUUUGGAUGAUAAGGUCAGUAUAUGGGACCUGAGCCUGAAUUCAGGCUGAACUCCCAUUGAAAGUCAGAUACCACAGUGAGGGGCAAUGUAUAAAACCUUUGCUUGAAGUUCAAGCAUUGGGCCCUCUUAACCAAAGGAAUGACUAUCUGCAGCAAUCUAAGAGCCAGAAGCACAAAGUUUACGUACUUUUAAGGGGCCCAUGUUUUAAAACUUGGCUCUAGUAAAGCCUCGGGUAGUAAAGAAAAGAUUAGAAUCUGGUGAUGAAAUAAUGGGGCUUACUGAAAUUUGAGUAGCUUGCGCCAGCCCCACUGGGUUGCAUUGUUUUUUCUGCUGGGUUUCCAAAUUACUUUUCCUGCUAGAAGUUAUCGGGCCAGGUUCUGAUCUCAGUUACGUUGGUCUGAACCCAGGGACUUUAACAGAGUCACUCUGGAUUUACACUUGCUGUACCUGAGAGCAGAAUCUAAUGCAUUGCGUGACUCGUCAGUUACAUCAGUGUAAAUCCACAGUCACUCCAUUAGUCAGUGGAGUGACUCUGAAUUUACAUCAGUGUAACUGACAGAGGAAAUCUGGGCCUUUUCCUGUGCCCUGUAAGCAACAACGGUGGCAUUUGUCACUGCAUGCAGCGAAGGCUAGUGACAAAAAGCUCAGGACUCCGGGGUUCAAUUCCUGGCUCUGCCACUGAUUUGCUGUGCGAUUUUGGGCAAAUCAUAUCCCCCCCCUGUGCCUCAGUUUCUCCAUCUGUAAGAUGGGGAUAAUAAUGCCUACCUCACUGUUUGUGUGGUGCGAGGCUUCAUUAGUUGCAAAGUGUUAAACUAUUAUUGAUUUUUUCCAAAGCCAAAUUCUCAACCUAGAAUAUUAGAAACAUAGAGCUGCUGAUAGAUAGGGCUUUCACUGUUUAAGGCAGGGUCAUUUUAAAUGCCACCUGUCCCAGGGUGAGUGGAAGAUGUUAUUGUCUCCAGCAGCUGGAAUACAAAUUCUCCUGACUAAAAUGUGAACUGUUGUAUAUUUGUGAAUAACAUAAAUAUUUAACUUAUUGGGAGCGUUCUUCAUCAGAGCAAAUGUUUACAUAUGGAAUUUUUUUUCCGGUUAAAAUAUUCUACUUGCACAUUAGAAAAAAUAAAUAAUUGUGGAAAAAAUGUUAUUUUUGGAUGGGCAAUAAAGGUUUGUAUGUUAUAAAA